GGUCCUUCAUUUACCUACGAUUUCAAUGGCGCCAAAUAUUGCUGUGGACAACCAUCGUGAGCCGAGGGAGCCAAUCUCGACAUUCGCAGUGUUGGACUUGGAAACGUCGAAUUUGCCUGAACAUAGGAAUAAUCGUGUUAGCAUCACGGAAUUGUGCAUCUACGCCUUUGAUGCUGCUAUUUUAUUGAAUAAUACGCGCUCAAGUGACUCCAACCCAGCAGAUGAACCGGUAAUCAAUGUACUGCCCUCGGCACCAAGAGUGAUGCACAAGUUGAAUCUACUAUUCCAACCGUCAAUGCUUGUGCUUCCGGAAGCAGAAAUUAUUACAGGCUUAAGCAACUACCUUUUGGAGCGGGAGUCAAAGCUGAAUGAGAAUGCAGGCGAACUUAUUAAGAGGUUCCUGGAGCAUCUGCCCCCUCCCGUAUGUCUAGUUGCGCAUAAUGGCUGGCCAUUUGAUUUCCCCAUUAUUAAGCAGGCGCUUGGGAAGGUGAAUAUCAGUUUGCCAGCCUCAACACUUUGCGUUGAUUCACUGAGCGCUUUCAUGGCUAUUGACGAUAAGCGAAAUGAUAAGCCAGUUGUUGUUGUUGAGGAGAGUACUUUGCCAAUUGAAACUAGAGGCGAGCUCGUUGAUGCUGCUGACAAUUCAACUGAGAUAGCUGUUACCCCAAAGGAAAUCAACUGGCAGGCACUAAACGAAAGCACGCCCAAGCGCCAAAUUCUGAACCGUCAAGCUGCAGCACUUAAACGCCAGCACAUGGACGUCGACGGCACGGAAUUUCCAGCCAUCAAGCGGUCAUCCAACGAUAUAAAAGCACGACGUCAACUUUUUACUGGACUCAAAAGUUCCACCACAAAACGUUAUCCACCCUGCGGUGUCUAUGGUUUAUCAAAAAUGUAUAGCCGUAUAUUCGAGCGACCGGCUGUCAAUGCCCAUGAAGCGGAGGCGGAUGUCAGCAUGCUCACUAAGCUCAUUCAACACUACGGCGUAGAUUUUCUUGCUUUUGCCGAGGAGCAAUCCAUUCCAUUCGCAGAUGUUGUGCCACUUGGUGGCAAGGCCCCAAAUUCCACUAAAUAAUUAAUUUUAAAUUUUACAACGUAAUACGUAUGCAUGCGU
Molecule: messenger RNA, 1114 nt
Organism: Drosophila arizonae
Lineage: Eukaryota; Metazoa; Arthropoda; Insecta; Diptera; Drosophilidae
Biological process (GO): DNA catabolic process
Cellular component (GO): cytoplasm
Molecular function (GO): 3'-5'-DNA exonuclease activity; nucleic acid binding
Source: RefSeq, a predicted model, not a curated record